CAACUAUCUAGACAAAUCGAGAUUUUCUGACUUUGUAAAAGUGCCGUAAUUCAUAGUUAUUUAUGCUAGAUAGUUGGUAUAUGUAUGUAAUCAGAGGACAAUCAUGAGUGUGAUACAAGCCAUACUGGCAAAGGCAUGCGUUGCUCUUUGCGUUGUUGGGGCAUUGAUGGUGUAUCAGGAAGACAGCAGCUACAUGCUCUUGUUUACCGUACUGAUAUCGUACACAUUGUGGCUGAUCUUCAUCCUAAUAUAUAAAGGAAAAAAGACCGACCCAGCUAUCUACAAUUGUCUACAAAUGAUCUAUUCGGUUAUGGUGUUUGCACUUGUUUACUCAUCACUCCACAACGAUGAGUCGAAUCAGCUAAGACACGAGUUCAUGGUUGACAAUUUGAAACCUUACUUUCAAUACAAACAAACUCUGAAGUGGGCGGCAAUGGAGUGUUUUUCAUUUAUCGUCUUCAUUUGGCGACUAAUGAAUAUAUUCAAUAUAGGCUGGAAACGCUUGACUGCAAUGAUGUUAUUUUUUACAAUGCAUGCUUGUAUUUUGGCAAUAAUAGUUGAAUUCAUACUGACCAUGGUAGCAUCAAGUGUAUGGAUCGCUUUGGUUGAAAAUUUAAUGUUCACAUUUGACGCUAACAAUAGCCGUGAUUAUCCUGAAGGAUUUUUCAAUCCGAAAAAUGUAAGUGAAACCCCAUAUUCGUUACCAGUGCGUGAAACAAAAACAUAUUUCCAAGAUUUUUCUGGCAAGUUUGUACUUGUGAAUAACUUCGAGACAGUGAACAGUCCAGCAGAUCCAGAUUCUUCCUACCCUCUUUACCAAAUGUCUGUUGAACGAUACAUUGGCGAAGACGUUAAACUUAGCUGUGAUUAUUUAAUUCUUGAUAAGGAUCGGCUUGGAAGGAAAACUUUCUGGUUUUUCAACGGAACAAAACUGACAAACAGUUCAAAGCACAAUAUUGACACUGACGUUAAAUUGCAAGAUGAUAAAUGGUCUGUACAUUCUGUGUUAAGUAUAAAAUUACUUCACUCUGUUGACUUCGGAGAAUACAAGUGUUACGGCAAGAUUUACCACUACAGCAAACAUGCCAAAAUAUCAGUCGUUCAUGGAUUACAUUCAACUAAAUAUUUGGUAUCUAUUUUAACGCUAAAAGAAAUUCAUCCCGAAAUACGUCUUUUAAAAAGGUCUGUCGGGAACAUUGUAGCAACUCAAGGUCAUUUUUGGUAUCACUCCAACCAAGAUAUCAAUGAUUUCCACUUGGACUACACGGUGAAUGGUAAAUCUAUCGGUCUUCGAUGCCCCGGAGAAAACUCGCAAAUAUGUUCAGUAGGAGCAACUGUUCUUCGAAUGUUUCUCACAAUUGGAGCCAGCAAUUUUGAAUGGGAAGGAGAACAGUUUCCAUAUCUUGAUGUUGCAAAAGUGGUUGCCAGUGAAGAUUUGAAUCGUGCUAUUAUAUAUUAUUGCUUGUGCAGCUCUGGAUUUGGUGUCCAUAGAAUUAGUUUUGUUCGAAGUGUUGUUGUUCCUACAACUGGACGAGCAGUAUUACACGACAUAGAGCAUCCUUACAUAUAUCUUAUUCUACCACGUGCAGGGUUAUCACUGUUUCGAGUGUUUGAUGACACGCAUCUGUAUAAGGAGAUAGAGGACUUAAUUGACACUGGUGUUGAAAUUGAAAUAAUUGAACAAAAGGUAGAGCACUUGUUGGCAUUCAUAAGUGCUAAUGAAUACAAAGUUAUUUCAUUUACAAACUUUUGUCAAGGAAUACUUUUAAUUUUAGCCUUCAUUGUCUUAUUCUUUAUUACCCACAUAACAACAAGAUAUUAUUUUAGAUUGUUUAUAAGAGCACCAGUCAGGCGUUUGUUUAAUGUCAAGCCGUUACAACAUGAAGAUGUUUUGCAUCUGGAUGAUUUUAUUUUCGAUGUAUUUAUUUCUAACGCUGAUGAGGAAUACAACUUAGUCACCACAGUAUUGCUACCUUAUUUGAAAGAAGAAUCCAAAGUUAAUACGUGCUUUAAUGGCGAUGAAUAUUUUAGAGGAAAUAGACCACUGAUACACUUGUAUCUAGAUUCAAUAUCGAAAAGCAGAAAAAUAAUUGUCAUACUUUCCAAACAUUACAUGCAAGAUGCAAUAUGUGAAAAUUUGCAGCUUCACAUGAUCAUAUUACCAUUGAUUUAUGAAAGAAAGCGAAUACCAAAGGAUGUCCUGUUCAUCAAAUAUGACAAAGAUGUGGAAUUUCCGAGAAUUCUAAGAUGGGACCUAGAUGUAGAGAUACUUGAUUGGCAAACUCAUCUAGGUGAUAGAGUCAAACUGAAAUUAAUACGUAAAUGGAUGCUCACGGGGAAGUUAUAACUGCUCACUCGUUUCAAAAUGCAUCUGUUAUAGUACGGAGGUGCCAAAACAAUUCCAUUGUGCCAUUGCGGUAAAUGUUUGUUUUUGUUUCAAAAUCGUUGUGCCAACCGCUCGUUAUUGUUCCAUAUCAGUAUAUGUGUUGUUGUUCUUUUUUUGUUGUUGUUGUUGUGUUUUUUGUUGGUUUAUUGUAUUAUUUUUGAGGUUUUUUAACACAUUUUGGUAAACACAUUUGACGCCUUAGCUUUUUUAAUUCAUCUUCACGACUUCAUUUGUCAAACACAGUACAAGCAUUUACUUACAUAUAAUGUAUCCAAAUAAGAAAUGAUAUGAUCAAAUAAAUCCAUUUCGCCGAAUAUUUUAUUUGUACCACAAUGAACUAGCAAGUGAUUACAUUUCAUAAAUGUAUAUAUAUAUUGCAUGGACUACUUUACAUUCUUUAUUUUUGUAUCCUUAUCAACCAUCUAAUGUCGUAGUAUGUCAGUUUCUUCUGUAGUUCUUUAAGUUGAGUUGUAUGGUUUGAAAAACUUUAUUCAAAUAGUGUACUUUGUAUUAGCAACACUGCCAUAAAUAUAUGUGCUUAUAUUACAAACAUUGCCAAUGUGAAAUAAAUCUGUGAAUAAAUUUAAA
Molecule: messenger RNA, 2974 nt
Organism: Mya arenaria
Lineage: Eukaryota; Metazoa; Mollusca; Bivalvia; Myida; Myidae
Exons: 2
Coding region: 104-2347 (747 amino acids)
Biological process (GO): signal transduction
Source: RefSeq, a predicted model, not a curated record